Siniperca chuatsi (mandarin fish) is the source of this 2431-nucleotide messenger RNA. It is a transcript of the gene glb1l, whose product is annotated as galactosidase, beta 1-like. Gene Ontology annotation, cellular component: vacuole. The transcript has 16 exons. The record is from RefSeq and is a predicted model, not a curated record. Gene Ontology annotation, molecular function: beta-galactosidase activity. Gene Ontology annotation, biological process: carbohydrate metabolic process. The coding region runs from base 144 to 2045 and encodes 633 amino acids. Lineage: Eukaryota; Metazoa; Chordata; Actinopteri; Centrarchiformes; Sinipercidae.
GCAGGAAGUCGACGAUGAUGUUUCCCCAGACACGCUGGGUUGAAGGCAGCGUAGCAGUGAUAACAUAUGUGAAAUCUUAAGAGCAUAAUACAUAUUAGUGAUGAAUUAGUUGUAGGUUCAGUCCUCGCAGGAAGGCAGCGGACAUGGCUGCUGGUGUUUUACUCUUCGUUGCAGUGAACCUUGCCUGUUUGGCUGUCAGUGGAAACUUGGUCUCUGGAGAUAGAUCAUUCUCAAUAGACUACAAAAACAACUGUUUCCUCAAAGAUGAGAAGCCUUUUCAGUACAUCUCAGGCAGUAUUCACUACUCCAGAAUCCCACGGUACUACUGGAAGGACCGGCUCUUAAAGAUGUACAUGACUGGACUCAAUGCCAUCCAAGUAUAUGUGCCCUGGAACUUCCAUGAAGCAGUACAAGGGGUCCACAACUUCACAGGGGACCGAGAUCUGGAGCAUUUCUUGGAUCUGGCCAAUCAGACUGGUCUUCUGGUCAUCCUGCGUCCGGGACCGUACAUCUGUGCAGAAUGGGAAAUGGGCGGAUUGCCAGCGUGGCUACUUCAGAAGCCCAACAUCCUACUUCGCUCAGCGGACACAGAUUAUGUCCAGGCAGUUGACAACUGGCUUGCCGUUCUUCUCCCCAAAAUGAAGCCAUGGCUCUAUAUCAAUGGGGGCAACAUCAUUACUGUCCAGGUGGAGAAUGAAUAUGGAAGUUACUACGCUUGUGACUACAACUACAUGCGUCACCUGCGGACUCUGUUCCGCUUCUUUCUGGGUGAAGACACUGUCCUGUUCACCACGGACGGAAAUACAGACAAGGAAAUGACAUGCGGGACUCUGGAGGGAUUAUAUGCCACAGUAGACUUUGGCACAGACACCAAUAUAACUGAAGCCUUCAACAGGCAAAGACGGUUUGAACCUCGAGGGCCCCUGGUGAACUCAGAGUUCUACACUGGCUGGUUGGACCACUGGGGAGAUCAGCAUGCUGUGGUUGAUGCUCAGAAGGUCAGCAGAGUGCUAGGAGAAAUGCUAACCAUGGGGGCCAACGUUAACAUGUACAUGUUUGAAGGAGGCACUAACUUUGGCUACUGGAAUGGUGCUGAUCAUGACACAAGGUUCCGCUCAGUAGUGACUAGUUAUGAUUACGAUGCCCCGCUGUCUGAGGCAGGAGACCCCACAGAGAAGCUGUUGGCCAUCAGAGAUGUCAUUAAGCAGUUUAGAAAUAUUCCCUCUGGCCCCAUGCCACAAGCAACUCCCAAGUUUGCCUAUGGCUUUGUGACCCUGAAAAAGGUCGGCAACAUCAGCGGCCUGUUGAACACCCUCUCACCUGCCGGGCAAGUGAAAUCCCAGUAUCCCCUGACGUUUGAAGAGAUGAAACAGUACUAUGGAUACAUGCUUUAUCGGACCACGCUGCCCAGGGACCUCUCAGGGCCCACGCCACUUAUCUCUCCACUGAAUGGGGUUCAUGACCGUGCAUAUGUGUCCGUCAAUGGGGUUUUUCAGGGCCUGUUGGAGAGAGACACUAUGCUGGUGACAAACGUCACUGGACAGCAGGGGGACACUGUGGAUAUCCUCGUUGAGAACAUGGGCAGGGUGAACUUUGGCAGCAAGAUUAGUGACUACAAGGGCCUCCUGAGCAACCUGAUCCUGGGUAAAGAUGUACUGACUGACUGGAAGAUCUACCCUUUGGACAUUGAUGGAGCCAUUGCUGGUGGAUGGCCUCAUUCAGACAGUCAAAAGUCCUUCCCUCAGAAAGAACCUUCAGUUGGGCCAGUCUUCUACAUGGGGAUCUUACAGCCCAACGGCCUUGCUUGGGACACCUUUCUCAAGCUCAAUGAAUGGACAAAGGGUCAGGUUUGGAUUAAUGGUAUGAAUCUGGGACGAUACUGGCCAGCCAGGGGCCCUCAACAGACUCUUUACAUCCCUGGGCCCCUGCUCAGCACCACCCUGCCCAACAACAUCACAGUGCUGGAGCUGGAGGGGGCUCCAGCACACCUUCGGGUUCUCUUUAUGGACCGGCCUCAGCUCAGUGCCACUGCUGAGAAGUCUUAACAGAGCGCACUGAGCUUUGUUAGACAUUUUCUCAAAAUUCAGUUGUAGGUAUACUACAUCCCAAUAUCUGUUUAAAUCACUCUGUACAUGAGGAACAAUGCUUUGUUCUGCAUCAUUUCUGUGGCAUCAUUAUUCUUAAUCACUUCAGAUUUCAGUGUUUCAUUUGUAGCCAAUUCUUUAUCAGACACAAUCCAAUGACAACUGCUUUAACCUUUGACACAGCAGCUUCAGUCAAACAGUGAUCCAAUGAUGAUUUUGUAUUUAAGGUUGAAAAUUCACUAAAAUAAUUACCAUAUAUACAAAUAGUAUUACAGUUUUUUUAUUGCAUUCUUUUUUACCUUUUCUAUAACUGCAGAUACAGUGAAUAAAUGAUUAUUAAUAAAUUA